AUGGCAGAUGAUGAAGAAGAAGGUGGUUUUGGUGGAUUGUAUGAAGAUGGACAUUGGAUGUGGGAUGAGAAUACAGAAGCGUUGAUAUUUAUAAGUGACCUGCCACCAAAACCAGUAGAAGCAAUCCAGAUACCUAUUAAAGCUCCAACUGGAACAGUUGAAUUCAGAGACGAUGUUGACCUUAUAGAACAGAUCCGAUUUCGACGGCGUUAUCAACGAAAAUUAAAACCAGGCCAAGCAGAUGUUAUUACUAUUCAGGACGUUAAAGACAUAGCGAUAUAUACAGCUCCAGUAAAUAUUUUAAGUCCAAUGUUAAUAAAUAUGUUACACCUUCCUACUACGGAGAGAUUCAUUAGAGCGCUUGUACUCUGCUGCCAGUAUUAUUUACAGAUAGCGGAUGAAAUGGCAAAUCGCAUUCUCGAACUGGAUACAAAAGUACGGACACCGCAAUGUGAAAUAGUUGAAAACGAAUUCCGAGACAAUUUAUCGGACUUGAGGCUUUUAGUAGCAAAAGAAUAUAGUACCAUGCUCAUCGGUGGAAAUGACACAAAAAAAUUUCAUCAUAUGGGGCCUCAGAAGAAACGUCGAUCACUAUCUGAUAAAGAUGCUCGAUUUUUUGAGACAUUGUUACGAGUUUGUGUUCAAAUAGUAUGGUUGGCUCUCGGCCGCAAGUCAUUCAAUCAGAUAGAGCUGGAAGUUAAUAGAAUGUUUAAAUCUGAGAUAUUCAACGCCGUGGAGCACAAUUUGCAUACCGAUUACGUCGCAAAGAUGGCUAAGGAAGAGCGUGUGGUUUUGCUCGGCCACUGCGUGCGGCGCGACAAGAAGCUCAACACGCGAUCCCCUCUCAUGAACGAGGUGUUCUGUCACAGGGAAAUUGAUUAUCGCCUCACGGGACUUGGCGUUAUCAAGUGCCUUCAACCGACCCCGAGACUUCUAUAUAUGAUGCAUGCAGUAGCGGGUCCGGAAGAAAAAUUGUCCGAAUUGGGGAUCGUUCUUGGUGUCGUUGGAAUGCCUCGAUCAGCUUUCGAUACAAUGUUACGACCUUUACCGACCGCUUCCGAGACUGGAAAAUCGAAGGCUUCUGUAUCUUCACAGAGUUAUGGAUCAAAGAGCAGCACGAGUAGCUCCAUGAGAAAGAGCCAAUUGGUCCCGCAGAAAUUAUAUCCAGAAAUUGUGUUGCCACGAAAGGAGUCGCGAACCAUGGCAUUCCCUUCCGAGUUUCCGGAUGAACCAGAGGUGAUUCGACCCUGUAGCGAAACUCAACGUCGGCGCUGGCAAAAUAGACUCCAGAGACUUCUCCAUCCACACUAG
Melitaea cinxia (Glanville fritillary) is the source of this 1311-nucleotide messenger RNA. Its product is annotated as protein phosphatase 1 regulatory subunit 36-like. The coding region runs from base 1 to 1311 and encodes 436 amino acids. The record is from RefSeq and is a predicted model, not a curated record. NCBI's taxonomy places the organism in Eukaryota, Metazoa, Arthropoda, Insecta, Lepidoptera, Nymphalidae. The transcript has 10 exons. Gene Ontology annotation, molecular function: phosphatase binding. Gene Ontology annotation, biological process: negative regulation of phosphatase activity.